Molecule: messenger RNA, 1621 nt
Organism: Acromyrmex echinatior (Panamanian leafcutter ant)
Lineage: Eukaryota; Metazoa; Arthropoda; Insecta; Hymenoptera; Formicidae
Product: cytochrome P450 6j1
Molecular function (GO): monooxygenase activity; oxidoreductase activity, acting on paired donors, with incorporation or reduction of molecular oxygen; iron ion binding
Source: RefSeq, a predicted model, not a curated record
AUGAUACGUGGUGAGGGUCACAUCGAUUUAUUCGAUCAAACGUUACUUGUCGUACGAGAGGAGCAACAUGACUGUCAUGUUAGUGUCUCUGAUUUUCGUGGCGCUUAUAGCCCUUUAUUUUUAUUUGACGCGAAAUUACAAGUACUGGCAAAAACGUGAAGUUCCUUAUGUGGAUGGAGCCUUGCCGUGGUUCGGUAACAUGUUAUCGGUGAUCUGUAUGAAGACGCACAUCGCCGAUUUCUGUUACAAGGUCUACAAGGAUAAUAAGGAUCACAGCAUGGUCGGGAUCUAUGACUUUACGUCACCAGCAUUAAUGGUCAUCGAACCGGCACUAGUCAAAGUGGUGCUGCAAACUCAUUUUUCAAGUUUUGCCGAAAAUGCUGUUCAUAUUGAUAAAGAAUCAGACAACCUCCUGUCAUAUAAUCCCUUCGUCCUUUCCGGUGAGAAGUGGUUAAACAGCAGAAAGCGAUUAACAUACGCAUUUUCUAGCAUGCGACUGAAGAUCUUGCUCGUUAGCGUUAAAAAAGUGUGUGCGACGAUGGAGAAUUACAUGGACAGAAAAUUAAGUAACAGAGAGACAGAGUUCGAACUGAAGAGCUUAUUUUCCAAAUACUCCGCGCAGGUGGUAGCUGCUGCUGGCUUUGGUGUAGAUGGAUACUGCUUUGAUGAUAGCAAAAAAGAUAUAUCUUUUAGAAAACUCGGACAAGCCAUCUUCAAACCGUCAAAACGAAAUAGAAUUAUAUUCGCUCUUGUAUUUCUCAUUCCAUCAUUAAAUAAAAUCUUCAAAAUAAGCUUCGUCCCGAAGUACGUUGAUAAUUUCUUCAGAACAUUGGUUGCAGAACUCAUGGAGCAAAGGAGAAAGGACGGGAUACCUAGAAACGAUUUCCUCCAUUUGAUGGCUGAACUGGAGCGAGCAGAGGGGGAUAAAUUCGAUAAUGAAAUGCUUACAGGUCAAGCAAUGUCAUUCGUUCUCGACGGUUACGAAACGUCUAGCAGUAUUAUGAGCUUCGUCGGAUUUUAUUUGGCUCGUUAUCCAAAAAUACAAGAGAAAUUACGCGAGGAAGUGAUAUCCGUGCUCAACAAAUACGAUAGUGAAAUCACGUAUGAAGGUUUGAGGGAGAUGACAUACAUGGACCAAGUCAUUAAUGAAACGAUGAGGUUAAUACCCGCAGGAUUGUCAAUGAAGAAACGAUGCACGGAAGAGUUCGAACUGAAAGGAUCCGAUGGAGUCGUCUGUCGCGUGCCACCUGGAAUGGAGAUUUUCAUACCAGUUCAAGCUCUCCACAAAGAUCCUCAAUACUGGGAAAAUCCGGAAGAAUACGAUCCUGAAAGAUUCAAUUCGGACAGAAAACAAAACAUCGAUAGAUUCACCUUUCUUCCAUUCGGCGAAGGCCCACGAAUCUGUGUGGGCAUGAGAAUGGCCCAGCUGCAGAUAAAGGCGGGUUUGGCUAUGAUUAUAAGAAAAUACAAUCUGGAACUAUCCCCAAAGACGCAAAUGCCUUUAAAGUUCAUUCCUGGCACCAUAUUACCAACACCAAAAGGCGGUCUGUGGGUCUAUUUUCGGCAGCUUUAAAUAUUUUCUUUUAAUUUUUGUUUUAAUUUUUAAUUGUGUAUGUUUUUU